This is a messenger RNA of Ostrea edulis (European flat oyster), 2799 nucleotides long. RefSeq lists its product as uncharacterized. The transcript is spliced from 4 exons. The record is from RefSeq and is a predicted model, not a curated record. Lineage: Eukaryota; Metazoa; Mollusca; Bivalvia; Ostreida; Ostreidae. The coding region runs from base 564 to 1283 and encodes 239 amino acids.
UAAGAGUUGUUUAUGAAAGAAAACGCGCAAGCGACAAUGAAGAGAGUUACGCACUUUCUCGCCUAUAUAAGAACCAAUGUUAUCAUACCCAUAUUAGUAGAUAACCCAAUGCAGAUGGAUGACGUCGACCACAGCGAUAGCAGCCUUGAAUUGAUAGAGUACAAGUCUUAACAGUGGAAGAGAACAACAGCGAUAGGACGGCAGUAAAGACCAAACGUCUUGGACUGGGGUAGGAUUUCAUAUCAAAGCAAGGUGUACCCUCUCAGACACAUUAAAGGAUUAAAUCAGAAAGUUGUAAAUUGCAAAGUUCCUGAGAGGUAACCCAUUUAAGCCUGACCGAUAAAGAAAACUUAAACUGAAAAAGUUUAACCAUAUCCCAGUUGACAGCCCCUGGGAUCUGCGUCGCUGGACAGUACAUGCCAGAAAGUGGUUCUUUUUUUUUACUAUGUCACGGACAGGGAAACAACUGACGAGGUCAACUUCGGCCCUGGACACAGAAUACAAUGCACUACGCAGGCGGAUGAGUCGUCUCAGGGUCCAGCAGGGACAUCUACCAGUGGCGGAUGGUAGAUACGGAUAUAGAGCCCAAUGAUGAAUAUUACAGCGACCUGCUUAAGUUUUGGAGAAGACAUAAAAUAUAUAUGGGAAAGGACAUGAUGUCCACGAUCACAGCAGCACAAGCCAAAAAGAAAGCGAAACAAAGGGGAAGAAGAAAGUCUCACGAGUUUGAAGAUUUGGAUUUUAAUCGGAAGACAGGUAAAGUGAUUCCGGUCAUAGCGGAAACGGAGGAAGAUCACCACAGUGGUGAGGACCCAGUGAAGAGCUCUCCUGAGGGAACUCCAAAACUCAAAAAGAGAAGCGUGGCGGGACACUCUAAAGUGAAGAAUGAAGAGGAGGCAGUGAAGAGCUCUCCGGAGGAAAGUCCAAAACUCAAAAAGAGAAGCGUGGCGGGACACUCUAAAGUGAAGAAUGAAGAGGAGGCAGUGAAGAGCUCUCCUGAGGGAACUCCAAAAAUCAAAAAGAGAAGCGUGGUGGGACACUCUAAAGUGAAGAAUGAAGAGGAGGCAGUGAAGAGCUCUCCGGAGGAAAGUCCAAAACUCAAAAAGAAAAGCAUGACUGAUCAUUCAAAAAUGAAUGGAAAAGUGACUAAUUCAGAACGCAAAAGAGAAAGCAGUGCAAAAUCCACGAAAAAUUCCACAAAACUUGGACAAUCUGGUGCAAAAACACCCAUCAAGUCAACCGUUCAACGCAAAAUAUCUGAUCCUGCCAAAUCAAAGAAAUGAGAUUAUUAUGCUUCACUAGUAUUUCACCAAAGUAUUUUCAAAGGUGCUCUGUAAAUAUGCGAGUGAAAUGUACGUGGCGUUGUGAUUUGGACUGUGUGUUUAUGUGCGAAUAUUACAUUAUUAUGUAGAAAGUUAGUCAUAAUCGUAUUGUGUUGUAGAAUGUAAAAGCACAUUUUAGAAGAUAUGUGGAGAAUCUUUAAAAAGGACCAUGGGCAUCAAUACUUGCUCAUACAGAUAUAAAAUCCCAAAGUCUGGGAGACGUAUAAUGGUUAAAACAGUAAAUAUUUACAUUUCCAAUGUUUUUGCCUUCGAUAUCCUUUUCUUAGGUUGUAUAUUGAUAGCCAUUUCCUUAUGAAUGCAAUGCAGCUGUGGACAAUGCGCGUAUGAAUCUUAAGAAAUAAAACAAUGGAAAUGGACUUUAAUGAAAUAUAAAUAACCAUGUGCUUUAAAUAAAUAUUUUUAAUACAAUGUAUAAUAUAAGAAAAUAAAUGUGCUUUUAUAUAUUAACAUAAUACAGUACAUUUGGUAUGCUUAGAUACUAUUCGUUAUCUUCACCUUUCAUAUGGAAAUAAUGAUAUUCUUAAACAUCUGCAAAUAUUAAAAUACUUGUAUAUUUUUGUACACGUAGAAGUUUUGGAGUAUCCACGUUGUACCAACUAACUUUGAUUUGCUCAGUUAUAUAAAGUAUAGUUGUAACAAGUUGACUUAAAUAGGGUAACGUUAUCAGCUCCAAAUCUCCUGAAAAUAAAUUAGAUAAAUCGUACAUAAUGUACAUAAAUACACGUAGACGUGCACUAAAUUAAUGCUAUAAUUUAUCGGUACAAGCAAGUCAAUUAUUUAGAUCAAAAAUUUUGUUUUCAAAAAUAUAUACUUAUUCUUAACUUCAUGAAUUUUAACAGCGAUUUCAUGUUGGUUUAUACAUUCUAGUAAUUGAACCGGAAACGGGUAAAUUGCAAGAAAUAGAGGGAGGAAAAAGCGCGUUAUCAUUUGGGUAUUCUAUACUGGGACAGAUGGGCCCGGGUUAUUUCUUCCUAGGGGUAAAUUCUAUGCUGGAUCCAUUUUUACGGGGAAAAGUCUAACCUUGGACCGUUUUUAUCCAGUGAAAAAGUCUGCACUACAACACCGGGGCUAUAUUUCUGUAAACCAAAGCAAAAAUAGAUGCUCAUACUGGACACAAAAUUUCGUGUAACAGGAGGUUUGUCACACCUCUAAACUACGAUCAUUUGGAUAUGUACAAGGUUAUUGGAAGAAAAUGUUAUUGUUUGUUUAUAUCAUCUUAACGAAGUUAACCCGACAAAGAGGUUCAUCUUUCAAUAUUUUGAGAUGAAAGACUGGAAAUUGAUUUUAAUUUUAUGCUAUUAUGUUAUUGAUCCAUAACGCCAAAAGCGCUGCUUCCCGUAAAUGUAAAACUCUCUCUCUCUCUCUCUCUCUCUCUCUCUGAAUAAUUGGUAUUUGGACACAAUGAUACAUUGUAAAUGGUAAUAAUAAUAAUGUAAAUAAAAGUCCAGAGCGUUUA